AUGUGCCCCACCCCAUGCGCUCGUAACAACCAGCAAUUACUGUUUGCUCUUCUGGCUAUUGAUCCUGGUUAUUCGGGUGAAGACGCUGGUUGUCCUCGAGAUGCUCGGCUCAACGUUGCUCCCAAUUCUAAUUCGCCUCCUUUUCCAGUGAAACUAAGUAAGGACAUGUGGCUGCUUUUAUUGCUGCCGGUGUUCGUGACGGCCGCAUAUCGAGAGACCGUCUAUGUGGGACAAGUCUAUCAAAGGCCGCUAUCACAAAAGACGGUCGCCACCGGUGCGACGGGCGGAAAUCUUCCACGAUGGCUCAUAGUUAGGGACGGUACGCUUCAGGGGAUCCCGCGAAGCGAAGAUGUGGGCAGGCAUACGGUUAAGAUUUCCACAUCAACAAGAACGCAGGCGCUCCUCGAACUGAUCGUCAAAGAGGACACUCGUAAUCCAUGCGGAAGUGAGGACACUUACUGGGUGGAAGCGCUCUAUGCAGAGGAUGGACCGGUCGAGGAUCGCCUUGAUGCUGCUUUAGACGUAGCUGAUGCAUUGAAAGUUAACCUCAACGAAUUAAAGGUUCUCUCAUACAACUAUUCACGCACUAUUCGCACAGUUGAACCGAUUGGUGGGGAUGAAGUCGCUGCAUUUACCGUAAUGAAGAAGGUGGCCUGCGGCGAUGAUCUGGAAACUGCAGCUAGUGAGAUGGAUUCAUUUCUGACCGCCAUAGAGAGUAUUGAGUACGAUUAUGUGGUGCUCACAAAAGGCCGAUUUGUCCCUCGCUCAAACGACGAGGACGUCAUCGCUGAGACCUCCACUCUAACCGCCAGAAAGACUUCGUCGACCACUGAGGUGACAACGUCGCGGACUACUCGGAAAGUGGACAACCCACCAGUAAAAUUGAAUUCACUGUCUGGUUUCACUUGUGUGCGCGGGGUUUACUGCGAAAUGACAAUCCCGGAGAGCACGUUUAAAGACGUCGAAGACGGUGACACAUUCAAACUUCGUCUCUCCGUUCAACCACUGGGCAAGAAGGAAUCCUGGGUUUUCUAUGACCACAAAAAGGUUAAAGGCGUCCCGAUUGAAGAAGGGGAGUACGAGUUUCGACUGGAGGCUCGCGAUAAGGCUGGACAGAUGGCGUCAGCUCCGUUCAAGGUUACCGUAACUCCCUCGUUUCCCUUCAAUCAUAUCGUAUCCCUGGAGUUGGAUACGCCAUUUCUACGUCUGUCGAAGCCAUCGUCAUUGUCCGCAUUCGUGCAUCAACUCGCGCUCGCAUUCCGAUCGAAACCCGAUGCAAUCACCAUCCGAAAUAUUACUGGAAAUGCAACGAAAAGCCUUGUCACGUGGAGCAACAACACCAUACCACAUAAGACCUGCGCUCAUCCAGCUUUGGACAGCGUUCGCUAUACAAUGCUAACUCGACAACGUUCACAAACGAAGAUCGAAUUUGUGAAACAGGUCGGCUCGCAGUUCCACGUUCGAAAAGCCAGCAUGGAUCUCAGCGGCAGCUGCCUGGACAAAGAAGUGGAACCAGUAUCAACGGCUCCAACCGUGGAAGCUGCGGAUCAAGCGGCAUUCCCUUGGACGGUAUUCUUCGGAGUACUGAUCCUGCUUUUAAUCGUUGCGGUUCUUAUCUUGGCAAUAUGCAGUGCGAUGAGGAAGAACAAAAAGAAGGAAAAACCGUCCGAUUACAUGGGUAAAGGUAUGCCGGUGGUGUUCCCAGAGGAAGUAGCCGAAGACGUCGAGAUGGCACACGCUGCGACCCCGAUGCUCACCAAAGAGGAAAGGCCGCCGCUUAAGGUAUCCCAACACGAAAAUCCGCUCUACAAACCUCCGCCUCCGUUGGCUGCAGCAUCUCCUCGAGUUGGAACCGCUGCCGCUGUGCCAAACCAGAGGAUGCCACCGACUUAUGUGCCGCCAUAA
This is a messenger RNA of Necator americanus (New World hookworm), 1905 nucleotides long. RefSeq lists its product as uncharacterized. The transcript has 17 exons. Gene Ontology annotation, biological process: nerve development; morphogenesis of an epithelium; muscle attachment. Gene Ontology annotation, cellular component: dystrophin-associated glycoprotein complex; dystroglycan complex; sarcolemma. Gene Ontology annotation, molecular function: laminin binding; calcium ion binding. The record is from RefSeq and is a predicted model, not a curated record. Bases 1 to 1905 code for a protein of 634 amino acids. Lineage: Eukaryota; Metazoa; Nematoda; Chromadorea; Rhabditida; Ancylostomatidae.